AUGCAUACCCAAGAUUUAUCUUUGGACUCCACAAAACAGCUAUGGCGUCCUCUGAUGGAUAUUGACAUAAAGUUGAAGAUGCAAGAAUAUCAGAAUCAAACUCUUAAUUACACCUACUCCAGUGCUUAAAAUAUCUAUAAUUAACCUUUGCAACAUCAGCCAGUUAUCAUCAAACAAAUGAGCCCUUCUUCAAUUAAAAAUUAAGCCAUAUAAAGACAUCAUAACAAGGAAGUAAAGCCUAAGAUCAUAAAUAGAUUUGAUGCAUUUAGAUAGAUACUCUAGGAGAAGAAGCAGUUCUUUGAUAAUUACUAUCAAGACUUAUCAACAAAUCUUAAGACAUAGACGCCCUAAACAGUUGGCGCAACUAGAAAUAUAUAGAAUAUAUUGCGAUCAUAAGAAGAAGGAAAUAGAGCUAAUUUAGCAUAAGAUAAUAAUAUAAGAGAUGAUUACAAUGAAAGCAGUUUUGGCAAUUUGCCUAAGUCGUCUUAGUCAAAAAGAGUUGGUAAUCAGCAAUAUUACAUGAAUCAAACUCUGAAUUAAAUAUCAUCUGCUAAGGUGUUAUCUACCUCUUCCGCUGAUGGCAACAAAGGUACUUAAAGUAAUUAGUUUCUAAUGAACGUUAGCGAUUAUAAUAGCUAGAUGAUGAAUCAAAAUUAGGAUCCUCUAUCAAUAUGCUAAUUCAUCCUCCCAUCAACCUUACUACGAAAGAAUAAUACUAAAAGACCUUUGAGUAGCUAUCAAUAAAAAAUGAACAAACUUAAACAGCCAAAUCCUAAGAAGAAAGAGCCAGAUAUCCUUUGUGGGAAGAAAAUAAACAUUAAAAACUUCGUUGAUAUCAUCCAUGAGCAAGCAGCAUUCAAUGAUAAACUUAGAGCUCUCGGUGAAAGUCCAGCAAGAAAAGCGGCUGGCUGUGGAACUAAUGAUUUGAUAAAUGAGGAUGAAUUAAUAAGUUAGACUUAGUAGGUUACUAAUUCCAUUUCUAAUCUUAAGCCGAAUCCUAUAGACACUAACCCAAGGCAAGUAGUGAGUAAAAGAGAAAUUAUCAUGUAAAAUAAGCAUCAACCUAUUAGUAGAAAUUCGUCUGAUAAUUUGAUACAAAAUAGAUCUGGCUUUAAUAUUGGCAAACUCAGAUCUGUAAGUAUCAACACUCUAGAUGAUAACUAGGGGUCUAAGGAGAGACUAGCUCCUAUGCAGAUAGAUAUAGAUGGAGAUCAUCAAGAUUCUCCUGAUCAUCCCAAGCAGAUAGUUAUAUCAAGUGUAAAAGCAAGAAAUGAGGACUGUAAUUCGAAUUAAAAUGAAGGAGUCCAGGAAGGGAGACAUAGUAGCAAUAAUCGAAGCUUGAGCCUGAAGAAAAAUAGGAUUCCACCAAAGAUCAUUCACUCUCAGCAUAAUAACAUGAUGCUAAACUUUAAUCUAAAGACGUCUAACGGAAGGCCAAGAGUAGGAUCACAUAGCAUUGCAGCAAAGGGAUUAAGGACUUUAAAGAAAGCAAAAGGGUCAGAUAGAAAGUAAAAACAGCUAGGACGAUUUAUAUAGUAAGAAUUAUCAAGUGAUGAGCUUACCAAAUAGAAUCUGUAAACUUAGAAUGAGAAAUCAGCUACAGUACUCUUUGGCAAUAUUAUCCAGUUCAAGGAGCCUGAUGCCAUCAUGUCUAGGAAUCUUAAUUCUAAUAUUCAGGCAUGGAUGAAAAUUAAUCAUAAUAUUACUCUUGACAAGGUAGAGAAGUUAAAUCGCACUUAGAUUAUAAGCGAGUCCAAUCAGAAUACAGGGCUAGCUAGAGAUCGAAGUUAAAAUAAUAAUUUCUACAGUCAAAAUUAUUCCUUAAAUGGAGCAGAUCAUAAAAAUAUGAAAAAUAUCUAGUAUGUCAGUUCUAAGACUCCUGGAGGCAUGCAUUUUCAGCAUAAUUAAUAGCCAGGUAGGCACUAUGAUUAGAUAAAAAAGAUUAUAUGGUCUAGAAGAGUUUACUCUUGA
Molecule: messenger RNA, 1971 nt
Organism: Stylonychia lemnae
Lineage: Eukaryota; Ciliophora; Spirotrichea; Sporadotrichida; Oxytrichidae
Source: the annotation of a GenBank genome assembly